UCGGGGCCCGGCGGGGGGCGACAGCCUUCUUCCUUUCAUCUGUGGUUCGGCACCAGAGUUCCCAGAGCACAUCUCUGCAACAAGGACUUGUUGCCAAAACAUCUCUGACUUCCCCGCCAUGGCCUGAAGUGAAACUUCCAGAUCCAGUAGAAGAAGCGAAGCAUCAUGCAGAGGUGGUGCGGAAGGUGAACGCCAUGAUCGCAGCGGGGCAGUACGGGAGGCUCUUCGCCGUGGUCCACUUUGCCAGCAAGCAGUGGAAAGUAACCAGUGAAGACUUGAUCAUGAUGGACAACGUGCUGGAGGCUGAAUGCGGAGACCGGAUCCGGAUGGAAAAGGUUUUGCUGGUUGGUGCCGAUGACUUCACGCUUAUUGGGAGGCCACUCCUGGGGAAAGAACUUGUCCGCGUGGAGGCUACUGUGAUCGAAAAGACGGAGUCGUGGCCAAAAAUCAACAUGCGCUUUUGGAAGAGGCACAACUAUCAGAGGAAGAAGAUCAUCGUGCACCCACAGACUGUCCUCAGGAUAAACACCAUAGAAAUCUUCCCCUCUUUGUCAUGACGGAUGGCUGGGCUGUUGCGUGGCGUUGGGUUUAUUAUUGCUUUAGGCAAUUAUGGAAAUAAAACCGCCUCCUCAGUGGAAAGUUCUGGACUUCUCGCUGUUGUUGGAAAUGGAAAUCUAUAUGUAAUUUCUUUUUAAAAAAAAAAAACAAAAUGAAAUAUUUUUUUUCUUAAACUA
Messenger RNA from Calidris pugnax (ruff), 734 nucleotides. It is a transcript of the gene MRPL21, whose product is annotated as mitochondrial ribosomal protein L21. The transcript has 7 exons. The record is from RefSeq and is a predicted model, not a curated record. Gene Ontology annotation, molecular function: structural constituent of ribosome. NCBI's taxonomy places the organism in Eukaryota, Metazoa, Chordata, Aves, Charadriiformes, Scolopacidae. Gene Ontology annotation, cellular component: mitochondrial large ribosomal subunit; ribosome. The coding region runs from base 195 to 557 and encodes 120 amino acids.